Molecule: messenger RNA, 2364 nt
Organism: Adineta steineri
Lineage: Eukaryota; Metazoa; Rotifera; Eurotatoria; Adinetida; Adinetidae
Source: the annotation of a GenBank genome assembly
AUGUUACGUCUUAUAUUACAAUAUGUUAUUAUUCUAAUUAUAUUACAUCAAUCUAAUAGUGCUAUUCAAUGGCCUAAACUGACUGUUUCUACAUCUUCAACACAAGCAAUUGCUGAUUUGAUCUCUCGUGUACUUAAUGAUGCUCCUAGUGCUAAAUUUUUUCAACUUUCAAUCGAUACUCAUCUAGCAGACAAUGGCAAAGAUGUAUUUGAACUUUCGAAUGGUUCUACAACGGGUUCAAUACUUAUUUCAGCAUCAUCGGGUGUUGCUGCUGCAUGGGGAUUCAAUUAUUAUCUUAAAUAUAUUGCACAAAGUUCAUUUUAUUGGUCUGGCAAAAAUAUUCAUCUUUCUAACUCAUCAUUAAUUCCAUUAUCAUCACCUAUUCGAAUUGCUGCUAAUGAUCUUUUUCGUUGGUAUGGUAAUCCAUGCACAUUCAGUUAUUCGGCUGUAUUUUGGAAUUUUUCUAGAUGGGAAGAAGAAAUCGAUUGGAUGGCUAUGAAUGGAAUAAAUAUAGUAUAUGCAACAACUGGAAUGGAAUAUAUUUUUAGUAAAGUAUUUCUUCGAAUGGGGUUUACUCAAUCAGAAUUAGAUGACUACUUCACUGGUCCUGCUUUUUUAGCUUGGCUUCGUAUGGGUAAUCUUCAAAAACAUGCUGGUCCAUUAUCACAAAGGUGGCAUGAAUCACAAUUUGAACUUGCUAAACAAAUAAUUCAACGAAUGACUGAUAUUGGAAUAAUACCAGUUCUACCAGCUUUUACAGGUUUCAUGCCUAGUACUGCACCACAACGUUUUCCUACAGCAAAAUUUUAUUAUUCAUCAGAUUGGAAUGAUUUUGGUUGUAAUGAUUCUUGGUAUAUUUUUGAUCAUGAAAUAUAUAUUGAAGGAAAAAUGUUUGCUUUAUUUAAUUUUAGUUUACCAUAUCUUGAUCCAAUUGAUCCAUUUUUUCAACAAGUUGGAGUUGCUUUACUAAAUGAAACGGUAACUUCACUUAAUAUUGUAUCACAUUAUUAUGCUUGUGAUCUUUUUAAUGAAAUGACACCCCCAGUUAGUGAUCUCAAUUAUUUAGCUGAUGUCAAUGCAGGUAUAAUUCGUACUAUGCAGACAGUUGAUCCAGAUGCCAUCUGGGUAAUGCAAGCAUGGUUAUUUCUGUCAGAUUUUUGGACACCUGAUCGUGUAAAGAGUUAUCUGAGCAAAGUUCCUGAAGGUCAUUUAAUUUUAUUGGAUCUUUAUUCCGAAGCUCGUCCACAAUAUUUACGUCUUGAAUCAUUUUAUGGGCAUUAUUACAUAUGGAAUAUGUUACAUGAUUUCGGAGGAAAUAAUGGUCUAUUCGGUUCUCUUGUUAAUGUUACAAAUGGUCCACAAACAGCUAGAAAUUUUUCAGGAGAAUAUAUGAUCGGUGUUGGUAUUACAAUGGAAGGUAUCAAUCAAAAUGAAGUUAUGUAUGAAUUUGCUCUUGAACAAUCAUGGCGUACUCCAUUGAAUAAUACACAAUUAAAUACUUGGUUAGCUAAUUUUGUUAUGCGUCGUUAUACAAGUAAUAGUGAAAUACCUACUUCUGCAAUAUUAGCAUGGCAGAAGUUAGGAAAUUCAGUUUAUCAUGUAAAUCCUCUUCGUGUUAAUUCAUUAAUGCUACGCAGACCAGGACUUGAUCGAGGUCAAAGUAUUAGUUUCGAUCUUCAAUCUCUUAUAUCAGCGUGGACAUUAUUAGUUAAUGCAUCGAAUAAACUUGAUUCGGAUUUAUUUCGAUAUGAUUUAGUAGAUAUAACUAAAGAAGUACUUCAAUAUAAAUUUGCUAGUGAUUAUUUUCAAUUGAUAGUUGCUUACAACCGAAGUGAUCUUUAUGGAGUAGGUACACAAGCAGCUAUACUUGUUGAUAUUUUAUCUGAUAUGGAAAUGGUAUUGGCUUCGGAUCGUCGAUUUCUUUUAGGCAAUUGGAUAAGAGAUGCAUUACAGUUUGCAAAGAAUGAAGAAGAAAUUCAUUUUUAUAACUUAAAUGCUAAACUUCAAGUAUCGAUAUGGGGAGUUAAUUACACAUUAGGACUUUAUGAUUAUGCAAAUAAAUUUUGGUCAGGAAUGAUUCGAGAUUAUUAUGCUCCUCGAUGGCGUGUCUUUUUCGAUGAAUUGCUCAAAAGUCUUGUUGAAGGUCAUCCACUUGAUACAAAUCUUUUGAAUAAACGUUUAUUUUUGGAAGCUGAAUCACCAUUUUUUAUGUUAGAUUCGAAGUUUUAUCCAACAACUACACAAGGUGAUUCAAUUAUGAUUGCUCGUAGAUUAUUAAGCAAAUAUGGACCAUCGCUAAAUGAUAUUCAUUUACCAUUAAUUUCUUCAAAACAACAUGUUCCUUUCAAGCAUUAUUUCAAUUGA